Messenger RNA from Quercus lobata, 2603 nucleotides. Its product is annotated as BES1/BZR1 homolog protein 4-like. The transcript has 3 exons. Gene Ontology annotation, biological process: brassinosteroid mediated signaling pathway; DNA-templated transcription. Gene Ontology annotation, molecular function: DNA-binding transcription factor activity. NCBI's taxonomy places the organism in Eukaryota, Viridiplantae, Streptophyta, Magnoliopsida, Fagales, Fagaceae. The coding region runs from base 1055 to 2038 and encodes 327 amino acids. The record is from RefSeq and is a predicted model, not a curated record.
GUUUUUGGGAGGAUGUAAGGGACAGUCUGGUGACUCUGAUCAGUCUGAUCCAGCUACCAAUGCGAAAAUUAGUACAAUUAUUUUUACCAUUUUUUUUUGUGUGUGUAGAUUUGAAAUUACCAUUUUUUUUUUUGUGUGUGUAGAUUUGAAAUUAAACUUUAUUAGGCUUGUUAUUUAAUAUUUUUUGACAGAAAAGGUAGAAAGGCUUGUUAUUUAAUAUGUUAGGCUACAAUUUGGUGCAAAUGAGAUUCAGCAGAAGAAAAAUAUUUUGUUGGACUUCUUUGUAUCCGAUUAUAUGGUCCAAACCAACCCAAGCCAAACUUAACUUAUUAUAUAUAAGUAGCUUUAAUUACUUGUGUCCAAUCCACCAUCCCUAAAAACAAAUUUUGACCGUUUGAUUUGAUUUUAAUUAGUAGUAUUUUCAAACUUUUCUUGUGGGGGUGUGAAAUUGACCGUUUGGAAUUUUAGUGGUGUACAAAGAAAUCUUCCUCUUGAUUUUCCAUUAUGAGAAGACUAAUCAUAGCCUUAUCCCUUUAAUUUUUUUUCAUGCAAUUCCCCAAAUUACCCUCCCCUCCCCUUUAAGGCUUUAACCACACCUUUACUCCCAUCAAAAACGACGCCGUCUCGUCCCACAUCAUGCCACCCUCACUCUCUCUCUCUCUUUAUAAAAAGCCUAAACACGUGUUAGUCCCGUGAUUCCGGAACAAAAAGCCUGUUGUGUUGUAGUGGCACUCUCGUAAAUUUAGCGAAUAUCCAUGGGCCAAUUACAAUCAUUCCCUCUUAUUUAGCUCACCUGCCUCAAAACUCCCUAUUUCUCUUUAGUCUUUAUUUAACCACUCUCUCUGACCGGACUAAGGAAGAAAAAAAAAAAAAAAAAAAAAAAAAAAAAAGCGCCAACCUUGUUUUACUCUGAUUUUCCGUUUGGUUCCCGAGAAUCAUUGGAAUUUUCUCUGGGAAAAUUUUUCAUCAGUGUUAUGUGAAGCAGGUUUGUUGGUUUUCUUCUUCAUCUUCUUCAAGUUCGAGCUAGUUUAAAAUCGUGGAGGAGGAGUGGAAAAUGACGUCGGGGACGAGAAUGCCGACGUGGAAGGAGAGAGAAAACAACAAGAGGAGAGAGAGGAGGAGGCGAGCGAUCGCGGCGAAGAUCUACGCAGGUCUGAGAAUGUACGGUAACUACAAGCUCCCGAAGCACUGCGACAACAACGAGGUCCUCAAAGCUCUCUGCAACGAGGCCGGUUGGACCGUCGAAGAAGACGGCACCACAUACCGAAAGGGAUGCAAACCUGUUGAUCGAAUGGACAUUAUGGGUGGAUCUACUUCUGCAAGUCCAUGCUCAUCCUACCAACCGAGCCCAUGUGCAUCUUACAAUCCAAGUCCUGGCUCAUCUUCCUUCCCAAGCCCAGUCUCUUCACGUUAUGCUGCCAAUGCCAAGGGUAAUGCUGAUGCCGAUUCGCUCAUUCCAUGGCUGAAAAAUCUUUCAUCAAGCUCAUCAUCAGCAUCAUCCAAGCUCCCCUACCAUCUUAAUGUCCAUGGAGGUUCCAUAAGUGCUCCAGUCACCCCUCCAUUGAGCUCCCCAACAGCCCGAACUCCCAGAACCAAAAAUGACUGGGAUGAUCCAACUGUUGCCCCAUCAUGGGCUGGGCAACACUAUUCUUUCCUGCCCUCGUCUACCCCUCCAAGUCCUGGCCGUCAGGGCCUGCCUGAUUCACGGUGGCUUGCUGGUAUCCAAAUUCCCCAAAGCGGGCCAUCAUCUCCCACAUUUAGUCUUGUAUCACCAAACCCAUUUGGAUUUAUGGAGGAGGCUUUCUCAGGUGGAGGGUCCCGGAUGUGGACUCCUGGGCAGAGUGGCACAUGCUCUCCUGCAAUACCUGCAGGCAUUGAUCACACCUCAGAUGUUCCAAUGUCAGAUGGGAUUGCAGCUGAAUUUGCAUUUGGAAGUAAUACAACUGGAUUGGUGAAGCCCUGGGAAGGAGAAAGGAUCCAUGAGGAAUGUGUAUCUGAUGAUCUUGAACUUACACUUGGGAGCUCUAGAGCUAGGUAGAGAGGCUCAACAGAAGUUGGUAGUGCAAAUUAUCCAUUGGUCUCUUGGUUUGGGUCUUCCUUCUUGUGCAAAAUUCAAGUCCCAUGUCCCUGGUUGUUUCCAUUGGCAAGGCAUGCCAGUUAGAAGUACAGUGAGUAGGAGCAGCUUCUUUUCUAGUUUUUCCAUCCAUUUUCUGUUCCCCCUUCAUCCAUAAAAAUAGAGAACAAAAAAUUAAAUUAUAAAUAGUUCAUGGUGGUGCUUUGCCCCUUCAGUUCAAUUCUUUCUUCUAAUUUUCUUUUUUCAUUUUUUCUUAGAGAGGAAGUUUCGUUUAUGGAUUUCUUGUUGGUUGCUGGAGUGAUUUCAUGUUUGUGAUUGAAAGGGAUUUUGGAUGUCAAGAUUAACUGAAUGAUUAUGGAGUUACUAACUACACUAGUGCAAUUAAUGGCGUGUCCUCUCUCUCUCUCUCUCUCUCUCUCUCUCUCUCAGCAAUGUGAGAAUGCUUUGUAAUUUUUGUAAGUUGCUUUGAUAUUUCCUGUCUGUAUGACAGGCUUUGAAAACUGAAUAGGACUUGUGAAUUAUAAUCAAA